Penicillium salamii is the source of this 1584-nucleotide messenger RNA. NCBI's taxonomy places the organism in Eukaryota, Fungi, Ascomycota, Eurotiomycetes, Eurotiales, Aspergillaceae. The record is from the annotation of a GenBank genome assembly.
AUGGAUUUCUCCAACCUCAAAGACCAGGUCAGCAACAUGUCCUUGUAUGACCUCAAGGCCGGUGUUCGUAAGGUGCAGAACGGUUCGUAUGCAACCAUUCCUCGCGCAACUACCCUCAGAAUUGCGCGCACAUGCAGCCAGUACACCAGACGCAAUGCUUACUCAAGCCAGGUCCGGGAGGCUACGAACAAUGAGCCCUGGGGCGCCUCGACCACGCUGAUGCAGGAGAUUGCCAAUGGAACACACAGCUACCAAUUGCUUAAUGAGAUCAUGCCUCUCAUUUACAAGCGCUUCACCGACAAAGCGGCCGAGGAAUGGCGCCAGAUCUACAAGCUACUCGAAUUCCUUGUCAAAAACGGUUCCGAGCGAAUCGUCGACGAUGCCCGAUCCCACCUGUCCCUCAUCCGGAUGCUUCGGCAAUUCCACUAUAUCGAUAUGAAUGGCAAGGAUCAGGGCAUUAACGUGCGCAACCGAUCGUCCGAAUUGGUGAAGCUUUUGGGUGAUGUCGAUCAAAUUCGCGCCGAGCGAAAGAAAGCCAAGAACAACCGCAACAAAUUCAGCGGAUUCGAGGGCGGCAUGGGUGUCGGUGGCAGCGGCGGAAUGUCCAGCUCUGGUCGAUACGGAGGCUUUGGCAGUGAUAGUAUGGGCUACGGCGGCUACAGCGGAGGUGUGUUUGGAGAUGGCGGCGGCUUCGGCGGUCAAUCCCCCAGCGAUUUCCAGGACACCGGACGCCGGACCAGCAAGUUCGAAGAAUAUGACGAGUAUGAUGAAGGGGAUGCCCCCGCGCGCUCUCGCGAGCCUGCCACUGCUGCCCGAGCGAAGGCCCCGGCAAAGAAGCCGGAACCAGCUCCUGCACCUGUCGCAGACCUCUUUGACUUUGGUGACGAUGAGCCUGUUACCACAACUUCAACCGCCGCCGGAAAGCAACCCGCUGGCAGUGCCCUCAACAUGCUUGACCCAACACCAGCUGAUGAUGAUGACUUUGACGACUUCCAAUCUGCAACUCCUGCUCCCCAGCCCACCCAACCUUCGUCUAACCAGUUCGCUAUCCCGCCGCCAGCUUCAACCGCCAGCACAACUGCAAGCACACAAUUUGUUGCGCCUCAGCCAAUCUCUGCUUCGCAGGGCGCCAACAUCAACGGCCUGGUUGGAUUCACUUCGGCAACCCCCACCCCCUCGUCCAGCGGGCUUACCUCUCCAAUGCAGGCUCCGAUUCAGCAGUCCAAGCCAUCAGGCUACCAAGCUGCCACUCCCAACUACUUCACUUCCGUCUCCCUGAACCCUCAAGCCAGCUCUUCUCAUGCUGCAUCUCCAUCUCUGUCCUCUGUGACGUCAUCUACGGCAAAGACCGCCGCGCCGGCAGCAAAGAAGCCCUCCGGUGACGCCUUUGGCUCGCUAUGGUCCACCGCCAGUGCCAGCGCCGGUAUCCAAAAGACCAACACAGGUGCAAACAAGGGUCCCAAUCUCAACAGCAUGGCCAAGGAAAAGGCUAGCGCCGGUAUCUGGGGCGCGCCCGCUGCCAACACGAGCCAGACCCAGCAGCAGAAGCCUUCCGGCUCGGCUUUUGAUGAUUUGCUUGGUUGA